CAGCGCUCGGUGUGCUUGGAUUUGUUCGCCAUUUAAAUGGACCAAAUCGGAGGUCUUGGGCACAUUAUGGUUCUAACAAGAGUCUUGGGCAAGUUAAUCGAGGAUGGGCACCCUGCAAAUCACGCAAAGAGGAAAUCGCCGCAAAAGUGGGGAGGAACUGUUGCGUCAAAUUUGCUGAGUCACAUUCGUGAACAAGACCUGCUGUUAUAUAGCGAAUGAGAGAUACGUUAUCUUUUAACUCGAUAACAAAACUAACUCGUGCAAAUAACUGAGCAAAAUAUUUCAUGAUCUCACUUGUUUUAAGUAACGCAAAAUGAACGCAUGUUUCUUGAACGUGAUUGGUCAGAUAUGUGACGUUAUGUGCGCUGCGUCACAGCACAUGCAUUGACGGACAUACGAUCUUGAUUUGUUUACAUUUCAUUCGCUGUUCUUUUGUGCACAUUGCUUGUGUUGUUUUAUGUGUGGAUUUGGUGUUCUCAUUCAAGUUAUGUCACCGUUUUCUCAGACUAAAGUGUUUACAUCCGACAAUCAUUCACACAAAGAGAAGAAAACAGAUCCAUCAGCUAUGAAGAAACAAUCUAAGAAUGAGGGAGGAAAGAAGACAGAACAUUCCAGCUCUGACCAGCUUGCUGCUGGUGUCGAUAAACUCAGUAUUGAGGUGCCAACAUCAACAUCGGACAGAGAUAAAAUCAAGGUCAAAAUUUUGAUCAAUGUCCCAGUGGGUGUUACACCUGAGAUGAGUGAAAGACCUGAAUCACAUUGCCAGACAUUUCUUGAUCUUCUAAGGAGAACAGCUUUCAAGCCAGAAGAUGAAUUUCGUUAUAAUGAUAUUGCUGUCGUUUUCGGCAUUAAUGGAAAGGAGUCCGAGAAAGGUGCCAUAGAAACGGAAUUUCAAAAGCCAAUUCAAUCCAAAAUCGCUUUUAAAAAGUUCAACUUUACAUGGGAAAAAAACAUCCCAUUUCGAAAAAUCCGAGAAACAAUUAAAGAACAUGAACACACCAGGGAAUUUGUGAAACAAUUUAGGACAGAAAGCCCGGAAUGCAAAAUCUAUUUCUGCUUUUUUGACGCAGACGCAGUCGAUUUUAAUCAUGUGUUGAGCUCUUACAUAGAUGUAAUCCACGAGCACAAGUACCCAACAGUGAUGUCAACUGGUUAUGUGUUCCCAAAGGACAGUGAGAACAGAGUAAACAGUGAACGUGAUCGACAGGUGCGGAUAAAAACAGCCGAGCACUUUCCUCUGGGCACUUACUACCCAGAGGCCAAUUUCUGUGUGCUUCUACCUGAUGAAGAAGACACUCUUCCUGAGAAGUUUGAUUAUCCAAGAGAUUUUAACCAAGACAUGGAAUCUCCUAUUUUGAUAACUCAAGUUAAAACACGUGAAGGCUUCAAAGCGGUGUUUGCAGACAAAAAUCCAGUUGUUACCAGUCCGCCUAAACAGUGUAAAUUCCACACCAAUUCAAGGACCUGGGCAAUGAGUGCUUCUGCACACAGAGAUCUUGAAUUUACUGACGAAUAUAUAAGCAAGACACAAAAAAAAGGUGCAAAUGACCGCCGUGCAGGAAUUGGAGCGUUUAUUCCUCUGUUAAUGGAUCUGAUAAACAAUGCUAAAAUCACAGAAGAAGAGAAUAGAAAACAUUUUAAGAGUCCUGGUGCUGAUCAGGUAUUCCAGGGAGCUGGAGCUGUUCGGCACUUAUUGGAAUGAGACACAGAUCGAGGAUCCAACUGCAUUUUAAAAGGGUCAAUACAAAACCAUAAUCCAAAAAUACAGGCGAAAGUCAAAUUCCUCAUAAUCAGUUGAAAAAUGAAUAACGGAAAACAGAUGAAAUAAACAAAGAAAAUAAGGCAGAGAGGCAGUGUUACAUUAAUAAGAUUACAUGAACAAUGACAUAAGACCUGUUUAAAUAAACAAAGAAAUGAAUCAACAAUCAUGAGUCCGGCAAAGGGUUAUGGGAAAUGGAGUCCAGAAUUAAUAACAAAGGUAUGGCAUGUAGUGCCCUCUUGUGGCCGAGCCAACAUUUGUGCAGUAUAAUGUAUGUGUGUAAGGUGGGUUCUGUGGCUCCACCUUGCUAGAAACAUGUGAUUCUGACAAUAUUAUGAAUCCAUUUUUUUUUCAACAUUUAUCCUUCAAUUACAAUAAUGAUUUAAAUGUGAUUGAGAUCUAAUAAGUACUUUUUGUGAUUGUGUGAUAAAUAUUAUUGAGUGUUACUAGAACACUUUUUUUAUGUUGUCAUGACUGUAUGAAAUCGAGCUAGACAGUUGUAUUGACAUGUAAAAACGGAAAGGUGCUAUUUCCAUGAUUCACAGUGCCAUCAGAUUAUUUCUCAUUAAAUAUAGUCUAAACUUCUGGAAGUGAGAAAGUGUCUUCUCAUCAAGUCUUGAGAACAUUCUGCCGACCAGUGAGAAACAAAGUACUUUUGUAAUAACCGAUGAGUUGUUUCUGUUAUCAUUAAUAUUACUGUACAGAUGUAACAGCAGGUCAGUCUGUUGAACUCCUCAUGAGUGCUGAAGCUGACCUCUGCUUGUGUUUCUUCAGUAAAUGUUGUUUGAUCAUCUUCA
Molecule: messenger RNA, 2556 nt
Organism: Triplophysa dalaica
Lineage: Eukaryota; Metazoa; Chordata; Actinopteri; Cypriniformes; Nemacheilidae
Exons: 3
Coding region: 458-1702 (414 amino acids)
Source: RefSeq, a predicted model, not a curated record